Messenger RNA from Oncorhynchus masou masou (cherry salmon), 8320 nucleotides. RefSeq names its product non-homologous end joining factor IFFO1-like. The record is from RefSeq and is a predicted model, not a curated record. Lineage: Eukaryota; Metazoa; Chordata; Actinopteri; Salmoniformes; Salmonidae. Bases 443 to 2398 code for a protein of 651 amino acids. The transcript is spliced from 9 exons.
AGCACUUGUUGUGUCUUGUGGCCACUUUGGUGCCAGAUAAGCGUUGACGGAAGACACUGGAUUUAUUUUUAAUACAUUAGAGAUUUGCAGCAUUUAACAGUACUUUCUCUCAUAUAGGCUGCAUACCAAAACAUUACUUUCUGAAUAUAUUUGAGUGUUGUCGCCUGCGCAUAGCCGUCGGACCGGCCUAUUCGGCAUUGUUUUUUGGGGCGACCGUUAUCCAGCAACAGAGCCAGACAGGAAGAGCGAGGGAACUUAUUCCACGAGCCUCUUUAGACCGACCGGAGAUAAAUCGAGGAAACAUUCGUAAUUAGAAACAGUUACGUAACCUGGUAUAGGUGGAACGUCACGGAUACGCCUGGUAUCCAACAACAAGUCAACUUUCAGCCUGUCAUUAUUUUAUUUUUGUUAUUUUAUACGGAUAAAAUUACCGCCCGUGUUCAUGCCAGAUCUGCAGCGCUUUAGUUUUCCAUACCAUAGUAUGAAUCCUUUGUUAGAGGCGAACUCGCUUCUCCAACAUCAACAGCAGCAGAACCAAGGAGGACCGAGUCAUCCAGAUUCGCCCUCAGGCCUUCUACCCGAAGCCGUCUUCUGCUCGCCCGACCCGACAUCUUUCUUCCUGGGCGACCAUCCCGGACUGGGCUCGGAAUCUCUGCCAGGGUUCGAUUUCACCACACCCUCACAAGCUUACCUGCAUCUGAACCAUAAUAACCACUCUUAUCACCGGUCUGUGCCCCAACCUCCUGCAGCGAUGGCCCUGAGGAACGACCUGGGCUCCAAUAUCAGUGUCCUAAAGACUCUGAACUUACGGUUCCGAUGCUUUCUGGCCAAAGUACAUGAACUUGAGCGAAGGAAUAAGAUUUUGGAGAAACAACUACAACAGGCGUUGGAUGCGAAGAACAGCUGUGAUGGAAGUUGUUCUGAAAGCGCUAGACGGGCCCAUACCCAAGAAACAGGUGUACAGACCGGGUUUGUGGGAACUAUCACGCUCAGGCCCGGGUCACUCCCGUUCCAAAACACCAAUAACUCUGCGAGACGACCCACUACCCUCUUCACACCUGCCCUCAACACUGUCCUCACGCUUGAGUCCAAGAACAAAGCUGAAACAAACCCCACCGAACCGAAUCAGAAUCCAACCAUCACGGUAAGCCUAUCAACCCCGACAAUCGACUCUCCAGCCGGGUCCAAUUCAAUCACCAACGGGAAAACGGUUUUCAGUACUGGCACUGGAACCCCCACCAACCCGCCUCCCCGGUUCCUCCCCGGUACCAUCUGGUCCCACAACCAUACCCGCAAGCUCGGUUCUGGCGUGGAGACGCGCGUCACCAGCCCCGGUGUGUCCUGGGUCCAGCCGGACGGGGUCGGGGUCCAGAUUGACACCAUUACCCCAGAGAUCAGAGCCCUGUACAACGUCCUGGCCAAAGUCAAGAGGGAGAGAGACGAGUACAAACGCAGGUGGGAGGAAGAGUACACUGUCAGAGUGGACAUGCAGCAGAAGAUGGAAGACCUACAGGAGGACCUCCAGGAGAGUGAGGGCUGUCAGGAUGAGUUGGCUGUCAGAGUGCAGCAGCUGAAGUCUGAACUGGUGCUCUUCAAAGGCCUCAUGAGCAACAACAUGUCUGAUCUGGACAGUAAGAUCCAGGAGAAGGCCAUGAAGGUGGACAUGGACAUCUGUAGACGCAUCGACAUCACGGCUCGCCUGUGUGACGUGGCCCAGCAGAGGAACUGUGAGGAUGUCAUUCAGAUGUAUCAGGUCCCUAACACCCAGUCUGCCAUCAACUGUCGCCCUCGGAAACAGACCCCGCUGUCCGUCAACAGUAGUGAGGGUGACGAGACUAUCAGCACCUCGGAGAGCGAUGGGGGCCUGCCCAGAGAGGAGGAGCUCUGUGGCUCGUCAGCCAAUCAGAUCAAUGAGGAAAUGCAGAGGAUGCUCAACCAGCUGCGGGAGUGUGAGUUUGAAGAUGACUGUGACAGCUUGGCCUGGGAGGAGACAGAGGAGACUCUGCUGCUGUGGGAGGACUUCCCAGGAUGCACUCUGGCUCCAGAGACCACCCACCAGCCAGGAGAGCAGGAAGACCAGUGUCUGGAGAAGGUGAUUAACGACACUGAGGACUUAUUCAAAUCCAGGGAGAAAGAAUACCAAGAGACCAUCGACCAGAUUGAGUAUGACUUGGCUACAGCUAAGAGUGAUAUGAACCGUCACCUACAUGAAUACAUGGAGAUGUGUUCUAUGAAGAGAGGCCUGGAUGUGCAGAUGGAGACCUGCAGGAGACUCAUCACCCAGAGUGGGGACAGUAAGCCUGGCUCUCCUGUGGCUGGUGAGGAGAGCGUUGACCAGGCUAAGAAGGAAGGGACAACAGCGUCACCUCUUCUCUCGAACUCUCCUCCCAGAUCAUGACCUAUCAAGACCACCUCCAUCACAUGACUUUCAUACCAUCCAAGCACUGUACCACGCAACACUCUACCGUCACUAUAGCAACGCCAUGUUUACAUUCUAAACACUAGAUGCUUAUUAGUCUAUUUUUAAUUUUCUUCAUGCUAUCUUCAUUCACAUACCUCAAAAUUGGAAAGUUGCAGAUCUAUCUGUUUUUAGCUACGGUGUAGUGUUGUGUGUUUCCAACAGCUUUUAGUCCCCUCUACUGGAAAGUGGUAUUACUAGCACCAUGGAAGUCUGUACAUAAGAAUCCACUGUUUAGCAGAGCAAAGGUAACGAGGUAAUGGAUUGAAAUACACAACUUGAAUUGAGAAUACCUCAUAGAAACAUAUGAGCAAUAUUUGAAUGAACUCAUAUGAGUUGUAGGCUAGCGUGUACUCUUAAGGUAGUUGUUGGUACUACAGAGAACCAUGGUAAUAACUCCCAUAGCAUGAUUCAUUUCCACACAGCCAUAAUGAUAAACACGCCACACACCAAUACAUUCAUGAUAGGCUAGCAUAGCAGAUCAUUCUAACAGUGUGCUGUCCUGUUGCAACAUUGAGGGUUGUUUUCAGACUCAGUCAAACUCACCUAGAAGUAUAACACAGUAAAUAUAAGCCUUAGGGUGUGUUCGUAAAUUCACUCUGGAGUGCCAGAGUGCGCUCUGUGUGUUCGUAAAUUCAAAGCUUUGUCAGAUUGUCCGUUGGUAAAUUCGGCGUGAUUCGCUCUUGGAGAGUCCAGAGUUCACGCUGGACGCUCCGGCCGAGGAGGGUUGAGCCUUCUGACCUCACAAUGGCAGUCAAGCGAACUGGCUAACGUUGGCUAGCUUGCUAGCUACUUCCAGACAAAAAUGAGAGCACCUCACUCUGACCAUUUUACUCACCCUAGCAGAGCUGGUUUGGCUGUUUACAUGUUAUCCAGAGUGCUGGUGACUAACUGUGAUGCUGGCAACAAUUUAAUUAAGCCUUUUGCCGAUGUUUACUGACACCGGCCCUAUUCAACGGGUGUUGAGCACUGAUAAAGUCAUCAGUUAUUCUGUGCUCUGGCACACUCAGAUGAGAGUGCUUUGAAAUCGGAGUCGAUAGCCAGAGAAAAUUUACGAACGCACGCUUAAACAAAGCAAAGCCCAGUUGGCAAGAGAGAAAAACUCCAGAUGUAUCACUUUAUUAACAACAAAACAGAAAUAUACUGUACUGUAUCAUAGUUAUUCAAACGGACUAAAAUAAUAUCAAAUCACUCAUUUUAUCAAGAUAUCUACACUUCAUUCAUAGGUAUCGAUGAAAACUAGAAAAAGUCCAAUCGUAAACUAAACUCUAAGAUGCAGUCACUCCGAUGGCGUCACUGAUAUCCCGUGUGUGUGAUUCUGCACUCAUGAGUCACAUUUUGAAACAAAACCUGCCCGUCUCUCUGCCCUUUUGUUGACACCAAACAGGGUGUCAUGGUAACAUUAUUUUACCGUCCUGUUUCACUUACCUGGUAUUUACUAAGGAAUUAUUUGAUAACAUUGUGUAACAUUGUAUUCUUCUUCAACACAACUGGUAACUAACUACCUGGUACUAAAUGUUACAUAGUGGUGCUUGUUUCACUGAAUCCCCAAAUAACCCCAAAAGGAGUUUUAUUGUAAUUAUAAUGUAAUACCAUUUUACUGUGUUGAGUAAAGUAAAUAGGACACUGUAACCAGAGUCAACAAGAGGAGAGUGGGGGAGAGCGAGAGCAGAGUUUUUUGUUUUAGAAUGCAGCCGUAGCCUAGGGGUUUCCACUAGAUAACACAGCCACAAAAUCAAAAUAGGCUAUAUCGAAGGUUAGCAGUGUGGUUAAGUUUAGGGUCAGAUUUUAAGAAAAUAAAUUGUAGAAAUAGACAGGGUUUAUGACUUUGUGGUUGUGUAAACUAGUGAUUACCAUAGCCUAGCCUGGUUCCAGAUCUGUAUAUGUGCUUUAGUCAACUCCUCAAACUAUCGUUGUCAUGCCAUAUGCUUUUCUAUGUGACACCCCAGAGAGGUCAUCUCUGCCACUGAUCCACUUCUAUCAGGGACUUUGACUUUUGUCAUGGCAUCUAUGGUGAAAGAAGUUCGCUAGAGCACAUACUGAUCUGGUACCAGGCUAGUCAUAGGCUCUGUGUCGGCCCUAUAUGUGGUAGUGCAGUGUGAAUAGUGUAAAUACUCUGUUAAAGCUGAUCUGAGGGCAGCUCUGGGGCCUUGCCCUGCUCUCUGUGUCUCUCUGUCACUGACACAGGGAGAGGGAUACAUAUAACAAAGGGCAUUGACACCCAAGUGUUAUUAUACCUACGAGCUGUCUAAUGUAUUCAAAUGUUUUGUUUAGUUUCCAGCAGCAGAGAGCAGAGAAAGCCCUGCUACUCUGUCCUCUAGCAGUGAGAUGGGUAGGCUAGCUAUGAUAAGUUAGAUAGGCGAGAUCUAUGUAUCUGUUCUGUGCUCUCUAUUUCUAUGUCUGAUCUGGUUGGUAAGGACACAAUGCAUUUGUAGUAUUGUAUCAGAGAGAAACGGAAGAUUGAUGAACAGGCUAUAAAAGACAGACUGUCCACAGAUUAACAAAUAGACAGACAGACAGAAGAAUGUACAGUACGGAUAGAUAGAUGGACAGAUUAAUGAAUAGAUGGAUAGAUUGAUGACCUGCUGAGAUAAUUUGUGUUUGCUACUUGAGUGCCAAAGCAACUGAAAACAAGCAGUCUGAAUUAACUUUGAGAAAUAUUGCUGAAACAUUGUUAUAUAAGUACUAAAUACUGAUGCUGAAAAGCUAUCUGACACGGUGCUUGAUAUGGCCUAACCUAUUUUUGAGCUUAAAAGUUAGCCGGUAUAAAGAAAGAGCAAAGCAAAUAUGUAUAUUCAAUAAUACAGCAGUAACAGCAAUAAUACGAGUAUUAUAUGUAACAGAAAAGUAAUAAUGACAUGUACAAAUGUAGGAUCUUAAUUUGAUCACCUUUGUUGCUGAGAAUUUUCCUGUUCUAAAAGGGCUUCUAAAGUUUGUAAUUUCCACUUUGAAAUGUCAGACUUGAUUUUCCCUAAUGAAAAAUUCAUCAACCCAUACAAAAAUGGCCAUUAAUUAUAAUCCACAUAAUGAAUCACAUUUGAUGUUGCUGCAGAAUUUUGUCCUACCUCAAAUUAAGAUUCUACAUCUGUAAUAAGUCAAACUCGUACACAUCACGAAUGUAAACAAUUACUGAGGAAAACUUGUUUUAUUUUCUCCACUUGUCAUCUAUUUGUAGAUGAGGUGAAAUCGCUACAGCUGAGGAGUAGAUUUCCCCUGUGUUAAUUCAACAUACACAAUGUUAAUAUUCAGUAGAAUGUAGAUGUACAAUACAUUUUUGUUUGUCUUCAUUGACAUUGAAAGAUGCUUGACUUUGAAUACAAAACCUCAGAUAAACAAUAUUUAAUAACUCUAUUAGAACACAAGGAUUCCUUCACAAACACUAUCUCUUUAUCAACAACCAAAUGGAGUCCAUUUCAUUUGUGUUUUUCUUUUUCUUGUUUGAUGAGGAAGUUGUUGAAACAGGUGCAGGCUGCUGGUCACACCUCAAUAUUGUAGAAGGGUUUCCAAGGCUUUCUCUGAACGAUUAUAUAGGUUGUGAAUUACAGGUUUUGAAACCAUGAAAAAAAUGAUAUGCAUGUCUUAAGCUACAGUUGAAAUUGGAAGUUUAUAUACACUUAGAUUGGAGUAAUUAAAACUUGUUUUUCAACCACUCCACAAAUUUCACAAGUCGGUUAGGACAUCUACUUUGUGCAUGAUACAAGGAAUUUAUCCAACAAUUGUUUACAGACAGAUUAUUUAACUUGUAAUUCACUGUAUCACAAUUCCAGUGGGUCAGAAGUUUACAUACACUAAGCUGACUGUGCCUUUAAACAGCUUGGAAAAUUCCCGAAAAUGUCAUAGCAUUAGAAGCUUCUGAUAGGCUAAUUGUUAUCAUUUGAGUCAAUUGGAGUUGUACAUGUGGAUGUAUUGCAAGGCCUACCUUCAAACUCAAGUGUAUCUUUGCUUGACAUCAUGGGAAAAUCAAAAGAAAUCAGCCAAGACCUCAGAAAACAAAUUGUAGACCUCCACAAGUCUGGUUCAUCCUUAGUACCCAAGUAUAAACACCAUGGGACCAUGCAGCCGUAAUAGCGCCCAGGAAGGAGACGUGUUCUGUCUCCUAAAGAUGAACGUACUUUGCUACAAAAAGUGCAAAUCAAUCCCAGAGCAACAGUAGAGGACCUUGUGAAGAUGCUGGAGGAAACAGAUACAAAAGUAUCUAUAUCCACUGUAAAACGAGUCCUAUAUCGACAUAACCUGAAAGGCCGCUCAGCAAGGAAGAAGCCACUGCUCCAAAACCAUCAUAAAAAACCCAGACUAGGGUUUGCAACUGCACAUGGGGACAAAGAUCAUACUUUUUGUAGAAAUGUCCCCUGGUCUGAUGAAACAAAAAUAGAACUGUUUGGCCAUAAUGACCAUCGUUAUGUUUGGAGGAAAAAGGGGGAAGCUUGCAAGCUGAAGAACACCAUCCCAAGCAACAUCUCAAGACAUCAGUCAGGAAGUUAAAGCUUGGUCGCAAAUGGGUCUUCCAAAUGGACAAUGACCCCAAGCAUACUUCCAAAGUUGUGGCACAAUGACUUAAGGACAACAAUGUCAAGGUAUUGGAGUGACCAUCACAAUGCCCUGACCUCAAUCCUAUAGAACAUUUGUGGGCAGAACUGAAAAAGCGUGUGUGAGCAAGGAGGCUCAGUUACACCAGCUCUGUCAGGAGGAAUGGGCCAAAAUUCACCUAACUCAUUGUGGGAAGCUUGUGGAAGGCUACCCGAAACGCUUGACCCAAGUUCAACAAUUUAAAGGCAAUCCUACCAAAUACUAAUUGAGUGUAUGUAAACCUCUGACCCACUGGGAAUGUGAUGAAAGAAAUAAAAAUUGAAAAAAAUCAUUCUCUCUUCUGUUAUUCUGACAUUGCACAUUCUUAAAAUAAAGUGGUGAUCGUAACUGAACUAAGACAGGGAAUUUUUACUAGGAUUAAAUGUCAGGAUUUGUGAAAAACUGAGUUGAAAUGUAUUUGGCUAAGGUGCAUGUAAACUUCUGACUUCAACUGUAUGUAUUGGGUAUGCCAUUCCUUGGGCUAGGAGUUUCUCCUGACCACAUGACCUCGGUCCUAGACCAGAGGUGUCCAACUAUUACCCUACGAGGUCCGGAGCCUGCUGCUUUUCUGUUCUACCUGAUUUACUAAUUGUACCCACCUGGUGUCCCAGGUCUAAAUCAGUCAAAAUCAAUCAGAGUUGAGUUUGAGGGUCCUAUGCUGUAAGGCUUGAACUAGUGUUUUUUUCUGCUCAGGUCAUAUGGCCAGUAAACUCCUGCCCCUAGCAUUCCUGCUCUUUGGCCAGAACUGGAGAUUAACAUGGAGAAUAGAAGGCAGCGUAGAAAUAGUGUGAGAAUAUGUACUUGUAAAAAAAUAUAUACUACACGCACAGAGAGACUGAGUCUCUGCAGUAUGUAUGCAUGAGUCAGCGUGUAUGUUUAGGAGAGUGUUCUAAUGUCCUUGGUUUUUAAAGAGAGUUUUACUGGUUCACUUACACCAUGAAGAAUACAAUAGUCCUAAAAUGCACACUGUCUUCCAGUGUCUGUCUGACAAUAGACCAAUUCAUAUCCUCUUCACAACUGAACUGAAGGCUAAUGGUAUAACUGAAUCAUUGUAAACUAGAGUGGUAGGGACCAUACAGUGAUGUGUUCUGCUGACUGGAUUCCCAUCUCUACAAAUGUCUGUAAAUCGACUUGAAAUACUGUAUAUAUGUAAAUCAAUGAUGUACAAUAAUCACUCUAAUAUUCCUUCAAUAAUCCACUUUCUUCAUGAGUGUAUGUGAUUACAAAGUAAAUUCGUUUUAGAAAUGGCACCAAAGUGUAAAAAAUAAUAAAUAAAAAUAACUACUCACAUGCAAA